Molecule: messenger RNA, 1153 nt
Organism: Hibiscus syriacus
Lineage: Eukaryota; Viridiplantae; Streptophyta; Magnoliopsida; Malvales; Malvaceae
Exons: 5
Coding region: 142-1047 (301 amino acids)
Biological process (GO): UDP-N-acetylglucosamine biosynthetic process
Cellular component (GO): endoplasmic reticulum; endoplasmic reticulum-Golgi intermediate compartment; Golgi apparatus
Molecular function (GO): monosaccharide binding; glucosamine 6-phosphate N-acetyltransferase activity
Source: RefSeq, a predicted model, not a curated record
AGCAGUUACAUGUAAUUAUUGCUGGUUCUUGGUGCCGAAGGAGGCGUUCUCAUUUCUGCCGUUCAAAUUGGCCGGGUUUGCGGUGCAUUAGUCAUUGCUUUUGCCAGACGAAGAGUAAGGUCAUCCAACACUACACAAGAGAUGGUGGAUGCUGCUAUUUCUAGCAUCACUUCUUCACAGAUAAUGAUGAUACGGGGUGGUGGUGGUGCUGCUGCUGCUGCUGCUGCUUUCCCAUUCAAAUCCAUGGAACUGCGAUGGAUUCGCAGAAACAGUAGAAGAAAGAUCCCUAACCCAAACCCAAGUUCAAGGGAGUUUGGAAGCUUAAAUUCAACACCACCACCAUUGAUGAUGCCAAUUUACAUAUCAACGGACCCAUACCACAUUAAUCUUCAAGAGCUUAGUGAGCUGUACACUAGUUGCAACCACUCCUGCCACCGGUUCCCUAAGGUGGACCUAAACACCGGCAUAGUUGAAGAAGCCUUGAACUUGGACAAGCUCCGGAUUGCUCUCUCCCACAGUUGUGUGAUUGUUUCAGUCUUCUGCAAACCUCAGCAUGUCAAGGUGACUAGCAUCACCAAGCAAAUCCAAAACAAAGAACAGCAGAAGCAAAUGAAAAAGGACUUUGUUGGAGAUUUGAUGGAGAGUGUGACGCCCGUCAACCCUUCGAACGGCCGGCUUAUUGGCUUUGGCCGUGCUGUUUCUGAUCUAGGAUUGACUGCAUCCAUCUACGAUGUCAUGGUCGCUCCUCCUUUACAGGGCAUGGAAAUUGGGACGAUAAUAGUUAAAAGGAUUGUAAGGAUGCUCACAACUAGAGACAUUUAUGACAUAGCUGCUAUUUGUUCCACAAAGGAAAGGUUCUUCUUCAAAGCAUGUGGAUUCAGAGAUGACAUCUUAGGCUCUACUACGAUGAUGUAUGGUAGGACGGUUUCAAAUACUUGUUUUGAAGGUGACGAGAUGGUUACGGAAGCUGGUCGAAAACUUUUGUUAGCUCCACCACCCCGAGUGCCACCGUUUGCAUCUUCCAACACAGCCAAACAUCAAGGUUGAAGCACACGGUUGCCUUAUGAAUUCAAUUUUUUGUCUUAUUAAUGAAGCAUAUGGAAUUUUUUUUUGUUGGGGGGGGGCUUUUUUUUUCCGGUUUCAUUGUGCAUUC